Molecule: messenger RNA, 1625 nt
Organism: Punctularia strigosozonata HHB-11173 SS5
Lineage: Eukaryota; Fungi; Basidiomycota; Agaricomycetes; Corticiales; Punctulariaceae
Product: NADH:flavin oxidoreductase/NADH oxidase
Exons: 5
Coding region: 54-1172 (372 amino acids)
Molecular function (GO): NADPH dehydrogenase activity; FMN binding
Source: RefSeq, a predicted model, not a curated record
GCAACAUCUAGUCAUUGCUCUGCUCUCAAGACCUGAACAGACUUCACUCCGAUAUGUCCCCACCCAAGCUCUUUCAGCCGUUCAAACUCGGCUCGCUGAACCUAGCACAUCGAAUCGUCAUGGCCCCCCUCACUCGUUUCCGUGCGAACAAGGACCACGUCCACGGUGGACUAGCCAAGACUCACUAUGAGCAACGCGGCAGCGUCCCUGGCACGCUCCUCAUCACCGAGGCGACCUUUAUCGCGGCCAAGGCCGGUCUGUACGAUCACGUCCCUGGCAUAUGGAGUGACGCUCAAAUAGAGGGAUGGAAACGCGUUGUCGACGCUGUGCAUGACAAAGGCUCCUACAUCGUUCUCCAACUCUGGGCUCUUGGUCGCGCGACAGACAUCGACUCGUUGAAGCGUGAAGAUCCGAGUUUCGAAGUCGUGUCUGCUUCCGACAUACCGAUCAAGGGGAAACCUGCACCACGCCCACUUACCGUACCGGAGAUCAAAGAGUACGUGCAGUUAUACGCGACCGCCGCCCGAAAUGCGGUUCACGGAGCCGGAUUCGAUGGAGUCGAGAUCCAUGGCGCCAAUGGCUAUCUUAUCGAUCAGUUUAUCCAAGAUACCAGUAACAACCGCGCGGACGAGUACGGCGGCUCUAUUGAGAACCGCAGCCGAUUCGCGCUUGAGGUCGUCGACGCCGUGAUCGCCGCCAUCGGUGCCUCUCGCACCGGUAUCCGCCUGAGCCCCUGGAGCCCCUUCAAUGACAUGCGCAUGGCGGAUCCCAUUCCGCAGUUCUCUUACCUCAUACGCGCCAUGCGCGACGCACACCCGGACAUGGCGUUCAUCCACCUCGUCGAACCGCGCGUAUCAGGCGGGAGCGACUGCAAUUCGCAACAUGACGACGAGUCGAACGAUUUCGCGCGUGACAUCUGGAGGGGUGACGGCAGGGCGUUCAUCAGCGCAGGGGGGUAUACCCGCGAGAAAGCGAUUACGGUCGCGGAGGAGAAGGGCGAUCUGAUAGCGUUCGGCCGGACCUUCAUUUCGAACCCCGACUUACCGUUGAAAUUGAAGGAAGAUAUUCCCCUGACGCCAUACAAUCGCGACACUUUCUAUCUCCCCGAAAAUCCCAAAGGCUACAACGAUUAUCCCUUCGUGGACUCACAAAUCGACGUUGCGAGAUUGUGAUUCUCUUGGCCAGCGGGGUUCGACAGGGUCGAAAUCCAUGGUUCGUUGCUUGGCCGCUCUGGUUUACAGCACGACCGGCAUUACUGACGCCGGCAACUUCAUGAUUGGUUGUUAAUGGCUACCUUAUCCAUCAGUUCAUCCGGGAUACUAGCAAUAAGCGCACGGGCGAGUAUGGAGGCUCGAUUGAGAACUGGAGCCGAUUCGCACUCAAGGUCGUUGACGCCGUGAUCGACGCUGGUGGAGCCUCGCAGACCGGUAACCGUUUGUCGUACAAUCGCCCUACUUUCUAUCUGCCAGAAAACCCAAAGGGCUAUACCGUUUACCACUUCGCCUGCGAAGAAAGUGACAGUGCGGGAGCGUGAUCUACUCCGUUCAUGUAUUGGCCCUUGGCGUAGCAUUAACUUCAGGGCGGUCUCGCCAGUGUAUCUGAAUAAAUAUAACUCGGUGAUGCAC